AUUUUUUCCUCUCUCUGCAACCCUCAGUUGUUGAAAUUAGGGUUCUCGAAAUUUCUGAUCAGACAUGGGUAUCUAGAGAGAGAUCUAGAAAAUCUAGAAGAGAAAGAGAGAGUUGGUGUUGCUGUGCUUCAUACAGAACUUGCGAAUUGAAAUUUUGCAUUUUGCACAUUUUUUAAGAUAUGGGUAAAGAAGAAAGUCCACAAGUUACCAGAAGAACAACAAGAUCCUCCUCAUCUACCCCCAAUUUGAACAAUUCAAUUCAAACCGCGAAAACUAAUAAUCCCCAACCUCUGACACUCAACGAUCUCCUAUUUGGAGAUAAACCCAUAAGCUUUUCUGAUUUGAUUUCUAGUUUUCCAGGUAGGGACAUUCAGAUUCUUGAUCUAAUUCGCCUUUUGGGUCCCUUAAAUACUCCAACAAUCCCUCUGUUUAUAUACGGAAGCACUUCGACUGGGAAAACAAGUGCAGUUCUUCAAAUUUUUCGACACUUAAACAGGCCAUUUGUUUACUCGAGUUGUCUCACUUGCUACAAUCCUCGGAUUUUGUUUGAAUCCAUCUUGAAUCAGUUGUUGCGUCACAGGAAAGAUGUUGGUAAUGGUUACACGAGUGCAAAACGAUGUGAAAGGCCCUCUGAUUUUGUUAAUCUUUUACACGAAGCCUUGUUGAAUGUUGUAAAUAACCUCAAGGGGCAAAUGGGAAAAUCAACCUCGAAAAAGUCAGUGCGAUUGAUUAAUGGAAAGAUGGUUUACUUGAUAAUUGAUAACUUGGAGCUUGUUCGCAAUUGGGAUAAGAGUGCCAACAUAUUGCCUUUUCUGUUUAAGCUCUAUGAUAUUCUGAAGAUUCCUGAAAUGGGUUUGAUUUUUAUUAGUAAAACCUCGCCCGAUACAUAUUACUCUGAUACAGGUUACAUAGAGCCAAUUCCUGUUCAGUUUCCUGAUUAUACCGAAGAUGAUUUUCGUCAAAUCUUCAUGAGGAACCAAGCAAAUCUGAAACUUUAUUCAUCUUUUCUCGAUGUGGUACUGAAGCCAUUCUGUAGAAUUACACGACGGGUUGAUGAACUAUCUGCUGCCUUUUCACCAUUGUUCAAAAAAUAUUGUGAACCAUUAAGUGACAUUAGCAUUUCUCCCAAUGAAGAAAUGAAGAGAAGGUUGUUUAGUCAUCUUCAACCUGACAUUGCACUGUCUUUGAAUGAGAUAUUUAGGGUUUCAUCGUCUCAGUCUUCCUCUGAAGUUGAAGCCAGGAAAGAAAAGGCCAAACGGAAGGGUACUAUGCAGAAAUUGGGGGGUUCUCAACCAUUAGAUGAGGUGGAUUUCCAUAUGUCUACUUCUGCUAAGUAUCUUCUUAUUUCAGCCUUCCUUGCUUCAAGAAAUCCUGCCACCCUUGAUGCAUCAAUGUUUGACUCAACCGGGGGUUUGGAUAAUCGAAAACGAAAGAGGAAGAGUUCAGAAAAAUCACUCGAGCUGAAAGAAACUGCAGAACAAGAAUCACUCAUGAAAGGACCAGGAACUUUUCCAUUGGAGAGGUUAUUAGCCAUAUUUCAGUGUAUCACAUCUGUAUCAGAAUGUUCACUUGAUGAAGAAGAAGGAAAUAAUGGGUUGGGUGUGGAGAGCGGGGAUAGUGGACUUAUGUCUGAUGUUCUAUUGCAACUAUCCAGUCUCUGCAAUGCUAAUUUUAUCAGCAAAGGAAGUAGCUGUCCAUUGGAGGGCUCAACUCGCUACCGAUCUACAGUUUCUGAAGAUAUGGCUUUAAAGGUAGCGAGGAGCCUGAAGUUUCCUUUGUCCAAGUACUUGUAUAGAAGAUAAUGUGAAAUGGGAAAGCUAUUUGUCUCAUGUUCUUCAAAUUAUUAUGGGAGUUUCAUCUGAAGGUAUUUUGAGAUUGAAGAAAUUGUAUUGACAUUCAAAGAGCUGGCAACAUGGUGGAACCAUGAUUUUCAGAUUUUGAGUAGAUGUUAUAUAUAAGCAGGGGAUAUAUAGUUAGCUGGCACUGAAUGGAUGUGGUGGGUAUCGAGUUAGACAUCAAACUUUGAAAAGGGCUGGGAGAGAAAUACUGAUUUGGUGAUUCAUACCAACUUUCUAGCUUUCUAGUUACUUUAUGCACAAAAGUGUAUUUAUCUUGACUUUAUUUUUCGGCCACUUAUGGAGUCAAUUUACCUGAGAACUUAACUAAACAUGGUUUGUUAUUCUUACAUUCCUAAAAUUUGUGAUUCUUUAAAUAGAUCCAUUUCAUGGCAUUUGGAACAA
This is a messenger RNA of Camellia sinensis, 2240 nucleotides long. RefSeq names its product origin recognition complex protein 5 (gene ORC5). NCBI's taxonomy places the organism in Eukaryota, Viridiplantae, Streptophyta, Magnoliopsida, Ericales, Theaceae. Gene Ontology annotation, molecular function: DNA replication origin binding. Gene Ontology annotation, cellular component: nucleus; nuclear origin of replication recognition complex. The record is from RefSeq and is a predicted model, not a curated record. Gene Ontology annotation, biological process: DNA replication; DNA replication initiation.